Penicillium soppii is the source of this 3021-nucleotide messenger RNA. Its product is annotated as MCM DNA helicase complex subunit MCM4. The transcript is spliced from 3 exons. Gene Ontology annotation, biological process: mitotic DNA replication initiation; DNA strand elongation involved in DNA replication; DNA replication. Lineage: Eukaryota; Fungi; Ascomycota; Eurotiomycetes; Eurotiales; Aspergillaceae. Gene Ontology annotation, molecular function: ATP binding; single-stranded DNA helicase activity; single-stranded DNA binding. The record is from RefSeq and is a predicted model, not a curated record. Gene Ontology annotation, cellular component: MCM complex; nucleus. Bases 1 to 3021 code for a protein of 1006 amino acids.
AUGUCCUCACCAGCUCAAAGACGGAGGGGUCGUUCCACCAAAAAUUCAACUGCGUCGCCCACUUCGUCGUCACGACAGGAACCACCUAGUAGCCCGACUUUUCAGGCCACCCCUCGUGCUUCGAGGCGUUUAAUGGGAGAGGGAGCUGUGCCUUCUUCAUCCCCGAUCUUCUUCCAGUCAUCUCCAACCAAGGGUAACAACAAUGCUGAAACACCUGAUGAGCGUAUGGCCGAUGCCAGCUCAACAAUGGAUGAUGGAGAGAGAACCCCGCGAGGAAAUCCUGGUGUGAGAGAUUCUUCUCCCAUUAAUUACAUCCCAAGUUCCAGCCCAACCCGAGGCUUCGGUCGCUCCGAUCUUCGCUCAGACAUUCGCUCAGACAUUCGUUCCGAUGCAGUCAGCACCAGCAGUGGACUGUUUGUCUCGCCCCGUGGACAGGGCCGACGUGCGAAUAAUCGUCGCAGCGAUUUGCACUCUGGCGGCUUCGGGUCCACUCCCAAUCGUCGCAAUCGUCUGUUCGUUGAUGGUAGUGGAAUGCCUGCCGGUGAAGAUAACACUAUUCCUCGGUCCGAUGCCACGUUCUCGAAUAUCAACCCCGAUACCUCCGAAGCGGAGGCAUUGGCUGGUAACUCUACUCGUGUGAUCUGGGGUACCAAUAUCUCUAUUGCAGACUCAAUGUCAUCGUUCAAGAACUUCUUGUAUAACUUCGCUCCAAAAUACCGUCUCUGGGCUGAUGGUGCCUCAGAGCAUGAAACUCGACUAUUGGGUGAAGCUGCUGAAAGGCGUGAGUGUAUCGCCGUGCUGAAUGAUAUGCGGAGGCUCGGUGUGUCGACUUACAACCUCGAUGCUGCAAAUCUCAAGGCCUAUCCAUCGACUCGCAAGUUGUGGCACCAACUUACCGCAUACCCGCAAGAGAUUAUCCCUCUCAUGGAUCAGAGCUUGAGGGAUGUCAUGGUUGAUCUGGCCCUCAAGGAGAUGGACGUUCUGCGAUCAGAGAGUCAACGUAACGCUCAGUCUCGCGAUCGCCGUGGUCAGUCUAUUCUCACCUCAGAUGCGGCAGUUCCUCCCAAUGUCGAUAUUCCGGAUUUGGUUGGUGAAGUGGAGGCUAUGAUCUUCAAAGUGCUUCCCUUUGGCUUGGAUCAGACUGUGAACAUGCGUGAUCUCGACCCUGCUGAUAUGGACAAGCUGGUCAGCAUCAAGGGUCUGGUCAUUCGUGCUACUCCAAUCAUUCCUGACAUGAAAGAAGCAUUCUUCCGGUGCAGCGUCUGCAGCUAUGGCGUUAUUGUCGACAUUGACCGUGGCAGGAUUAGCGAGCCGACCGUCUGCCCCCGCGAUGGUUGCAAGGAGAACAACUCUAUGCAACUCAUCCACAACCGUUGUAACUUCGCGGAUAAACAAGUCAUUAAGCUUCAGGAAACUCCGGACAGCAUUCCUGAUGGCCAGACUCCCCACUCCGUGUCUCUGUGUGCAUAUGAUGAACUGGUCGACGUCUGCAAAGCAGGUGACCGUGUGGAGGUGACCGGUAUUUUCCGAUGCAAUCCUAUGCGAGUCAACGCACGCCAGCGCUCUCAGAAGGCUCUUUUCAAGACUUACAUCGACGUUCUUCACGUGCAAAAGGUUGACCGUAAGAAAAUGGGCAUCGACAUGUCCACUGUCGAGCAAGAGAUGUCCGAGCGAGCGGCAGAGGCAGACCAGGCACGCAAAGUAUCAGCAGAAGAAGAAGAGAAGAUUAAGCGGACAGCUUCCCGUCCCGACAUCUAUGAUCUUCUAUCUCGUUCCUUGGCGCCCAGUAUCUACGAGAUGGACGACGUGAAGAAGGGUAUCCUGCUGCAAUUGUUCGGAGGCACCAACAAGACCUUCCAAAAAGGAGGUAAUCCUCGCUACCGUGGCGAUAUUAACGUUCUUCUGUGCGGUGAUCCGUCGACCGCCAAGUCCCAAAUACUGCGGUACGUUCACAAGAUCGCCCCGCGUGGUGUCUACACCAGUGGCAAGGGUUCUUCAGCUGUUGGUUUGACUGCCUACGUGACUCGUGACCCAGAAACUCGCCAAAUGGUUCUCGAGUCUGGUGCGUUGGUUCUGUCUGAUGGUGGUGUCUGUUGUAUCGAUGAGUUUGACAAGAUGAACGAUUCCACUCGGUCCGUCCUUCACGAAGUCAUGGAACAACAAACCGUCUCCAUUGCCAAGGCGGGUAUCAUCACUACCCUGAAUGCCCGUACAUCUAUCCUGGCCUCUGCCAAUCCCAUCGGCAGUAGAUACAACCCUAAACUCGCAGUUCCCCAGAACAUUGAUCUUCCACCCACUUUGCUCUCUCGUUUCGACCUGGUCUACCUGGUUCUUGACCGUGUCGACGAGACGGAAGAUCGCCGCAUGGCCAAGCACUUGGUCGGCAUGUACCUCGAGGACAACCCCGAAAAUGCCAGCUCACAUGAGAUUUUGCCCAUCGAAUUCCUCACAUCUUACAUUACAUACGCGAAGACCAACUGCCACCCCGUUAUCACCCCAGCUGCCGGUGCUGCCCUCACCGAUGCCUAUGUGGCCAUGCGUCUACUCGGUGACGACAUCCGCGCCCAGGACCGCCGCAUCACCGCCACCACCCGACAGCUCGAAUCGAUGAUCAGACUGUCCGAAGCCCACGCACGCAUGCGUCUGUCCCCCGAGGUAACCGUCGGCGAUGUCGAGGAAUCCGUCCGAUUGAUCCGCUCCGCCAUCAAGCAAGCCGCCACCGACUCCCGCACCGGUCUGAUCGACAUGGGUCUGUUAACCGAAGGCACCAGUGCUACCGACCGCCGCCUGCGCGAUGACCUGAAGAAGGCAGUGCUCUCUCGCCUGGAUGAUCGCGGUGGUGCGUCUGGUGGUGCAGUCCGCUGGGCUGAUCUCUUCCGCGACGUGAGCGAGCAGAGUGACAGCAGGUUGGACCACACUCAGUUCAACGAUGUGGUGCGGUCGCUGGAAUCAGAGGGCUCAGUGAAUGUCUUUGGUGAGGGUGCUCGCCGCAGUAUCCGUCGGGCGGCCAUGAGCCUGUAG